AUGGCUACUGAUGGGAGUGGGGGCGAUGCCUUGCAGGAGAUGACCCAAUGCGUGCUUUGUCACCAAACCUUUGGCUCAGAUGACAAGGACUGUCCGGAUGGGCACACCAUGUCAGUGCAGCCAUCUAAAUCGCAGAACCACGGGUCCUGCAUGAAGUGCCUGUACAUUCACCGUGGAUCAUUUAAGAAUGUUCCCUUGCCUGUUUUGGUUUCCGAGAAAGCCAAGUCUGAAGCUUUGGAAAGCAAGUUCGCGAAGCUCAGAUCGACGCACGUGGUUUUGCUUUGCAAGAACCCUCGCGCAAAGCCCAGACACGAACAUGUGGAUUACAAGCUCUACACGGUGAAGGAGGACCAGUCUUAUCUAGACGUUCGGAAAGAAAUGAUCUGGAUGUCCAUCCGCGACUACUUUGACAAGCAUGCAGAUGCUGACGCCCGCAAGCGCUGCAAAAACCUCUCUCAGAAGAAAUCUUAUUUGGUCAACACCCUGCAAAUCAGCCUUCAGAUGGACGAUGAAGGGCAAGAAGGUGUUGCGAUCGAGAAGAACCCAGGGCAAAAAGUCAUCACCUUGGGCAAGAAGGUCUCCACUAGCAAGGUGAAGCAUGUCGAUCACGACAGCAAGCAGGAAGCUGCAGAUGCUCACGAGAAAGCCAGGAGCAAUCUACAGGUGAACGUCCAGAGCCAGGAAAAGGUCGACGAGAAGCUGAAGGACAUCAAUGAGAAGGCCGCUGAAUCUUCUUCCAGCAGCUCCAGCUCAAGUGAGAGCGAGAGUAACUCUUCCGAGUCAGAGUUUGGGUUGCCCCAAACGAAAUCGAAGGCGGCAAGGGCCAAGAACCCAGAAAGGUCGGCAAGGGAGGCAGCCAAGCCCCAGCCAAGGAGCAAGCGCCUAGCUUGUCAGAGGUGCCCACGCCUUCGGCUGUUGACCUGGCCAGCGGGUUGGCCACCCCAAGAUCAGAGAGGUCUUCUGUGUCUGAGAAAGCUCUUGUGGACAAGGCCAAGGCAGUGUUGGCGCAGUUGGACCAGUUGCACGCCAUUGACCUGUGGACAGGAUCCGUCAAGCCAAAAGAGGUGGAGACCAGGAUCGCCAAGGCUGUUGAGCUGUCAAGCAGGCUCGAGCAGCGCGUUGCAGACAAGGAAGCAAAGGAACUAG
Durusdinium trenchii is the source of this 1146-nucleotide messenger RNA. The record is from the annotation of a GenBank genome assembly. Lineage: Eukaryota; Dinophyceae; Suessiales; Symbiodiniaceae.